Medicago truncatula (barrel medic) is the source of this 1024-nucleotide messenger RNA. RefSeq names its product mediator of RNA polymerase II transcription subunit 30. NCBI's taxonomy places the organism in Eukaryota, Viridiplantae, Streptophyta, Magnoliopsida, Fabales, Fabaceae. Gene Ontology annotation, cellular component: mediator complex. The record is from RefSeq and is a predicted model, not a curated record. The coding region runs from base 73 to 612 and encodes 179 amino acids. The transcript has 3 exons.
ACUCAUUGAUAACGAUCAAAGUUAGGGUUUGCAAUUCCUGAGACUCAUAAGAUAGAUAAACUUCGCAUUGGAAUGGAAGAACAAUCCAUAAACGGCACAAUGUCAACCAAAACGACACAAGAUUUAGCAAUUGAAGGUCACAAAUACUUAGAAGAAACCAUACAACAUGCUUUCAAGAUACUAUCUUCCAUGAACGACGAGCUUUGCAAUCCCGUUUGGUGGUCCACUUCUCCUUCCUCUGCUACCUCUCCCAAUGCUCCUUCUUCAAACGGUGACGCCAAUUCCGAGAAUUCCGGCCAACACGCUGACGGCGCUGCUCCCAGUGGUGGUGCUGGUGGAGCUCUUGAUGAAGCUCGUUUGAGGUAUAAAGAUGCUGUUGCUGGACUUCGGAGUGUUCUUGCCGCUAUUCCCAAUUCUCAGAAGGCAAACACAUUUGACGGUGGUUCAGCUGACAGCCCUAUGGACGAAGCUGAAAUUGAGAAAUUGGAAGAGCAAGCCUCUUCUUUGAGAAAGGAACUUGGCAACAAGAACUUGCACCUGAAGAUACUCAUAGAUCAACUGCGAGAACUUAUCACUGAUAUAUCAACAUGGCAAAGUCCUUUUUCGACCUGAAGUUGGCAGUGCUUGCAUUUGUAGGGUGAUAUAAAAAAUAACUGUGAUCCAGAUUACAUUAAAUGGUAAUGAUGCUUCUUUAUAUUUUACCAAUUGAAGUUGAAUCGGUUGUCUUGGUACGUUCUCAUCCUGAAACUACAAUUUCAGAGUCGUGGAAUGAUAAAAGAUUGUCUGAAGUUUGAACAUGUUUGUCAUAGGGCUUGUAUUUUGUAGAAUAUUUGACAAAUUUUGCAAACUAGCAACUUGCCAAUCUUUGCUGAUAAUUUGAUGUAUUUGAUGUAAUCUUUUAUUUGAUAGUUGCCAGAAAUUGCACCUAAAUAGUUUUCUCUUGAGUUAGAGAAAGGUGUCUGUCUUUUGUACGAGGAUGAAACUUUUAAUGAUUUUAUUCACGUAGCAAUUUGUGCAAUUCAUA